Messenger RNA from Dendrobium catenatum, 1079 nucleotides. RefSeq names its product replication protein A 32 kDa subunit A. Bases 106 to 957 code for a protein of 283 amino acids. Gene Ontology annotation, molecular function: DNA binding. Lineage: Eukaryota; Viridiplantae; Streptophyta; Magnoliopsida; Asparagales; Orchidaceae. The record is from RefSeq and is a predicted model, not a curated record. Gene Ontology annotation, cellular component: chromosome, telomeric region; DNA replication factor A complex; nucleus. The transcript is spliced from 10 exons. Gene Ontology annotation, biological process: nucleotide-excision repair; DNA replication; double-strand break repair via homologous recombination.
GUUUGCCACGGCGGGAAUUUCCCCGCUCUCCCAGUUCUAUCGCUGCUCUUCUCCACCUCAGUUUCACGGAUCUCAUAUUUUUCAUCAGAUCCCAAGCAGGCGGCCAUGUUGUCUGCCGAUCAGUUCGCCGGAGCCCCCCUAUUCACUGGUGGCGCCUUCUUGCCUUCCCAGUCCAUUGAUUCCUCCAUUUCUCCCACCAAGUCGCAGAUCCGGACCCCAAAUACCUUGAUCCCCAUGACGGCGAAGCAGAUCAUAGAAGCCUACCACUCCAGUGAGGACAAACCCGCCAUUAUCGUCGACGGGAUAGAGCUUGCCAACGUCAAGCUGGUGGGGCUGGUCAUGAACAUGAUGGAGAGAGACACCGAAGUGUCCUUCACCCUAGACGAUGGUACUGGACGGAUUGAUUUUAGAAGAUGGGCAAACGAGAGUUCAGAUACGGGCGACACUGCUUUUAUUCAGAAUGGGAUUUAUGUGAAGGUCCAUGGUCACUUGAGAGGCUUUCAAGGCAAAAGACAUGCGUUAGCCUUCUCUGUCCAGUUAUUAACGGAUUUCAAUGACAUUGUACUCCACUUCUUAGAGUGCAUUCAUAUACAUCUGGGGCACAUCAGAGUGAAGGUACUGCCAUUUUUUGAGGGAGACACUGCUCGAAUGCAGAUGAAUAUUAACAUAGGCCAAUCAUUCUCAAAUGGAAGGGAGUACCUAGCGCCUUUCCCCAACCAAUUUCUGGCUCACUCAACCAUGGAUGGAUCAGGAAAAGAUGUCUAUAGUUUGGUUUUGAAAAUGUUCCAAGAACCAGCUAUGCUUGCCAGUGAACAUGGGUUGCAUGUUGAUGAGCUUUUCAGAAGGCUGGGUUUACCAAAGAAUCAAAUCAUGGAAGCCAUAAACUACCUAGUCGAUGUGGGCCACAUUUACUCAACCGUGGAUGAGUAUCACUUCAAGUCUGCAAAUAAUUGCUAAUAAAUGACACUGACCAACUGAAAAGAAAAUAUGUGUUCAUAGCCAUGCUGAACUUUAUUAUUUGUUUCUGUUGGUUUCUGUGCCCUCUUAAGUUUCAACACGAAUUAUUGGUAUUGCAUAUA